GGGAUAGGCUUACAUGUACGUUUUAGAUACAGUUCGCAGGUAAUACAGGCGCAACACUCCGUAGUACGUGAUAUGCAACAAUUUUAGAACUGCUGGUCCGCAAUAGUAUGGGAUACAAGUCCAACAUCAUGGUAUUAACUCCACUCUCGAACUGCAUGGAGUUCAUUUGUUCACAUUGAACUUUUCCCGAGCUUUCUCAAAAAGCACCAAGGAGAAAUUUCCACUCGCAAUCCUGGUGGUUGCCAAUUACUUCAGGAAAUGGCAGCGGCUCGACUAGCUAGCUUCGGUGAAGUUAAGGACAUUGUGCGCUCGGAGCCGUGGUGUUUGGAAUCAAGUGGACUUGGCACGUGGUAUGACGACCAUGUGAAACUUGGGGCCGACGCGUUCGACAGAGACUGUCGAGCAGCUGUCGACAAUGUGUUGGAGACUGUGCAUGAGUUAUGUUCCUUCAAUAACAUUCUGUUCGACAUUGACAAAGUGGUCAAGGGUGGAUCACUGCAGAAGAAAACCAUGCUCAAAGAUAUGUGUGAUUCUCAGCUCGUCGUGUACAUCAACCCACCCUACAUGGAACCGAUCGUCACAGUUGGUACCCAGAAAUACAGAGACCAGCUAAGGCGUGUCAUCAAAGUGCUCAUGGAGGCGCUGAAGGGGGUGGAAAGUGUGGCCGAAAUCUCGCCAAAUCCCGUGUCUCUGAAGUUCAAGAUAAGGGUGGGUUACCGACGGCUGUUGGAUGUGGAUCUCUAUCCGACGGCUGAUAACUUCCGUGGACAUGGCGAAGAUCUCUGUAACAUGUUCGAUGUGAUGCUUCAAAGCAACGAUGACGGGAGGGAGUUAUACACGGCUUCGCUGAUCAAACACCAGACACACUUCGUCAGGAGCCAGCCCACCGCCGUGAGAGACUUCAUCCGCCUGGUGAAGUACUGGGCGCACGACGCGCUCCCGGACAACCUCAAGCAGGCUUACUUUUUGGAGUUGGUCACCAUUCACCUCUGGGAGGAGACAGGGAAACCGGAAGGUUUUAGCAAAGUGCAGGGAUUCAAGAAUGUGAUGGAGACUUUGGCGAGCGGGAGCACGGAGCUGCGGAAGAUGUACUGGCCCAACCUCUAUGAUAAUGCUCUGGCAGUCCGUGCCAUUGAUAAACUCAACAUGCACGAACCAGUAAUUUUAGAUCCAGCAAAUCCGACAAACAACGUGUGUAAAAUUUUCGAUAAGCGAUCCAACAGGCGCGCCAUCGCUCGAGCUGCCCAGGUGACCCUUGACACGGAACUACUUAGAGACAUCCGGGUCCGUCGAGACUGGAGUAAUUAAAGGCACUGGUUGGGACACCAAUAAUAAAUCUGUGAACAUUUUGACUCGAUUGAUCGUCGUAGU
Asterias rubens (European starfish) is the source of this 1371-nucleotide messenger RNA. RefSeq names its product 2'-5'-oligoadenylate synthase 2-like. Lineage: Eukaryota; Metazoa; Echinodermata; Asteroidea; Forcipulatida; Asteriidae. The coding region runs from base 259 to 1308 and encodes 349 amino acids. The record is from RefSeq and is a predicted model, not a curated record. Gene Ontology annotation, molecular function: 2'-5'-oligoadenylate synthetase activity; double-stranded RNA binding. The transcript is spliced from 4 exons. Gene Ontology annotation, biological process: regulation of ribonuclease activity. Gene Ontology annotation, cellular component: nucleoplasm; cytosol; membrane.